This is a messenger RNA of Lotus japonicus, 1253 nucleotides long. RefSeq names its product RING-H2 finger protein ATL29. The record is from RefSeq and is a predicted model, not a curated record. The transcript has a single exon. The coding region runs from base 151 to 1002 and encodes 283 amino acids. NCBI's taxonomy places the organism in Eukaryota, Viridiplantae, Streptophyta, Magnoliopsida, Fabales, Fabaceae.
CACUUCACAAUCACCAACUAAUACCAUCAUUUUCCCCCCUUCUUUUUUCUUCUCAAACCUCUCCCAUCCAUGCAAUGAAUCAAUUACGGUUGAAGGUCCGGAACACCCCACUCUCCGGUCAUCUAGAGGAGCACCAACCCAAUCACCGCAAUGUCUUCGCAAUCGCAAUCGCAAUCGCAAUCGCAAUCGCAAUCGGACUAUGUUGACACGCCGGCAGCAGUGGUCGCAUACAACACCCCACCGGCACUAAUAGCACUUACCCUCACCGUCCUUGUUGUUUGCUUCGUGGCUUUCAGCAUCAUCUACCUCUGCAAAUACUGCUGUGCAGGUGUUGUUCACACGUGGACCUUCGAACGCACCGCCUCCGGUUCCCUCAUCCGUCUCUCCCCGGUGAGGUCACCGCCGAGAGGCCUCGAACCUUCCCUUCUCCAGAGCUUCCCAACCUUCCUCUACUCCUCCGUGAAGGAUCUCCGGAAGGAUAAGAAAAACUACAGCCUCGAAUGCGCGAUUUGCCUUUUUGAAUUCGAGGACGACAGCUUCCUCCGCCUCUUGACCGUGUGCUGUCAUGUCUUCCACCAAGAAUGCAUAGACCUCUGGCUUGGUUCCCACAAGACCUGCCCCGUUUGUCGAACCGACCUUGCCACGCCCGUGUCCCUCGCCUGUGACGAGGUCCGCCUCGAUGUUCCAGACGAGGAAGACACGGGCGAUGGAGAUAAAAAACGAGAACAACAUGAAGGAGAUGAAAGUGUGCAGAGGUUGGAGAGGGCGCACUCAACGGGACAUUCCAUUGUUAUGAUUAGAGGAAGGGGAGGAGAUGAUGAAGGUAUUACUUAUGAUGACGAUAAAUAUACUCUGAGAUUGCCGGGGCAUGUAAUAAGAGCAGGGCACAACUGCACGAGGAGCUUGGCAAGUUACAAGGACAUGGAAGGGCCUGCGCCUUGCAGUAAUUGUGGAUUUGUUCAACCGGUGUCUGCUUCCACUUCCCAUGCUCAACAAUCUUGAAGCGUGUUGUUCUUCAGCAUUAAUUCUUGAUUUUGUAUAUUUUUUUUGAAACGUUUCUUCCUAAACCAUUUGCUGUUUAUUGUUGUACACUAGUACUUGUAGGUUGAAAUAGAAGAUACUUCAUACUAGGUUAAUUUAUUCUUGUAGUGUGUAAGUGAUAGAAUAGACUAAUAUGAAUAAUUUAUUUAUUCUAUUUACUGUAAUUACGUUUGUAAUUAGGUUUAGUCAUUAUUAUUUAGUCAACUGCAUUU